CAGCUGCAGACAUCAGACUUAGACAACACAACCGACUCAAAGAUGAAGAUGACACAGCUCCUCGUCCUCUUUUUGGUCGUUUCGGUGCAGGUGGCCGCCGGUUUCCCCACGGGCGGCAGGGAAAGCAAACACGCCUCCUGGGACGACGUCAACGUGGUGGCCCAUGGGCUCCUGCAGCUCGGCCAGGGCCUGAAGGAGCACGUGGACAAGAGCAAAGCCCAGAUGAGGGACGUCAGCGCCAAAAUGAAAGAGCUCAACAGCACGGUGAGCGGGCUGGAGAAGAAACAGACGGAGCAAGACGAAGCUCUGAAGACUGAGGUGAAGGAGGCGGAGGAGAGGGAGCGUAUGGUGGCACAGCUGGCCGAAGAGAUGAGGCUGAAGGUGGAGGAGAUGAAGAAGCAGGACCAGGACGUCCACACGAGGAUGGACAGGCUGGAGGAGAAGGUGGACGAGGUGCUCAGCAAGCCCACGUUGGACAGCAACUACAGCGACGACGCGGGAGUCCCGUUCAUCCAGAGGCUGAUGGCGGUUCAGAACCGACGCAUCGACCAGCUGGUGGAGAAGAUCAAGCAGCAGCAGGACAAACUGGAGAAGCAGAGCGUGCACCUGCAAGCGCUACAGAGUAAAGUUGCACAAAAGAGACUGAAGUCACACAGGAGGAGACACGACGAGGAGGCGUUGAGAGUAGACGCAGAACAGUCAGGUUUUGCCAAAGACUGUCAUGAUUUGUUUGUGAAAGGGCAGCGAACCAGCGGCGUUUACACAAUCCAACCUGAGAACUCCAAACCCUUCAGCGUCCUCUGUGAAAUGACCUCAGAAGGUGGAUGGACAGUCAUCCAGAAACGUCAUGAUGGAUCUCAGAGCUUCAACCAGCUGUGGGACGGAUACAAGAGAGGCUUUGGCCGUUUGACAGGUGACUUUUGGCUCGGCCUGGACAACAUCCACUCCGUGUCCAGACAAGGCCAGUACGUGCUUCAGGUGGAGCUCUCUGAUUGGUCGACGCAGGAGCAGGUGUUUCGUUACCAGUUCCAGGUGGACGGAGAAGAGCAGCAGUACGCCCUCCACCUUCAGCCCCAGGAUUCAUCUGAGGGUCUCGUGACGACUGGAGCGUCCGGUCUGCCUUUCUCCACCGCCGACAGAGACAACGACCUCGAUAAAGACGUCAACUGUGCUGAGAUGUUUUCAGGAGGUUGGUGGUUCAGCGGCUGUGGCAACUCAAACCUCAACGGUAAAUAUCCCAGAAUGCAGAGCGUCACACACCAGCCCACAAGACAGAGCAUGUUCUGGACGACGACAAACGGACACAAUACUGCUCUGAAGACGACUCUGCUGAAGAUUAAACCGGUUACAAUAAAACCAUGAACUCAUCAGUCUGUGAAUCAACACCAGACUGAAAUCCCACACGAAUAUUAUUGAUCUGUGCUGAUCAAUAAUCAAUCUGAGCAGAUACUUCAAUGUUUUGUUUUGUCAUAUUGACAGUUGAACAUUGUUCCCUUUAUAAGGGUUUUAAGGAUAAUAUUAUUUUGUAAUAUUUACUGUAUUUUAAUAACUGCUUUUGUAAUAAUGUACAGUUUCUUACUUGCAACAUUUGUAAACUUCAAAUAUAAAUUUUUUUUAUUACAUUAAGUGGAUUAAAAUAAAAUUUUUGUAACAAAUC
Sphaeramia orbicularis (orbiculate cardinalfish) is the source of this 1657-nucleotide messenger RNA. Its product is annotated as angiopoietin-related protein 4-like. The transcript is spliced from 7 exons. Bases 43 to 1362 code for a protein of 439 amino acids. Lineage: Eukaryota; Metazoa; Chordata; Actinopteri; Kurtiformes; Apogonidae. Gene Ontology annotation, molecular function: enzyme inhibitor activity. The record is from RefSeq and is a predicted model, not a curated record. Gene Ontology annotation, biological process: triglyceride homeostasis.